This is a messenger RNA of Trachemys scripta elegans, 4537 nucleotides long. RefSeq names its product unc-51 like kinase 3 (gene ULK3). NCBI's taxonomy places the organism in Eukaryota, Metazoa, Chordata, Testudines, Emydidae. Bases 99 to 1508 code for a protein of 469 amino acids. The record is from RefSeq and is a predicted model, not a curated record. Gene Ontology annotation, biological process: peptidyl-serine phosphorylation; autophagy; autophagosome organization. The transcript has 16 exons. Gene Ontology annotation, molecular function: protein serine/threonine kinase activity; ATP binding. Gene Ontology annotation, cellular component: autophagosome; cytoplasm.
CCCUGGGAGGGGAUCAGCUCCAGCUCUGUGUGCAGGGGCUCUGUGCUCCAGGAGGGGCUGGGGCCCUGCCUCCGGGGGCUGUGCAUGGGGCAGGCGGGAUGGCAGGGGCUGGCUGGGCACCGCCACGCCUGGAUGAGUUCAUCCUGACCGAGAGGCUGGGCAGUGGCACCUAUGCUACUGUUUACAAAGCCUACAGGAAGAAGAACGCCCGGGAAGUGGUGGCCAUCAAGUGUGUGAACAAGAGGAGCCUGAACCGGGCGUCGGUGGAGAACUUGCUGACAGAGAUCGAGAUCCUGAAGACCAUCCGCCACCCACACAUCGUGGAGCUGAAGGACUUCCAGUGGGACAGUGACAACAUUUACCUCAUCAUGGAGUUCUGCGCGGGGGGGGAUCUGUCCCAUUUCAUCCGGACGCGGAAGAUACUCCCGGAGAAGGUGGCACGGCUCUUUCUGCAGCAAAUGGCAUGUGCCCUGAAGUUCCUUCAUGACAGGAAUAUCUCCCACCUGGACCUGAAGCCUCAGAACAUUCUCCUCAGCUCUGUGGAGAAUCCUCAUCUUAAACUGGCAGAUUUUGGCUUUGCACAGUACAUGUCUCCAUGGGAUGAGAAGCACGUGCUCAGGGGAUCCCCGCUCUACAUGGCCCCCGAGAUGGUGUGCCAACGGCAGUAUGAUGCCCGUGUGGACUUGUGGUCCGUGGGGGUCAUUCUCUACGAGGCGCUGUUUGGGAGGCCGCCUUUUUUCUCCAAAUCAUUUGCCGAGCUGGAGGAGAAAAUCCGCAGCAACCGGGUGAUUGAGCUGCCCAGCCGGCCCCGGCUUUCCCAGGAGUGCCGGGAUCUCUUGCAGCGCCUCCUGGAGAGGGACCCGCUGCAGCGCAUCUCUUUCGAGGAGUUCUUCGCCCACCCCUUCGUGGACAUGGAGCACAUGCCCAGCGCAGAGAGCCUGCGCAAAGCGACUGCCCUGGUAGUGGAAGCUGUAAAGAAGGAUCAGCAGGGAGACCCCUCGGCUGCCCUCUCUCUCUACUGCAAGGCCCUGGAGUUUUUUGUCCCUGCCCUGCACUAUGAAACUGACGCUCGCAGGAAGGAAGCGAUCCGGUCGAAGGUGGGUCAAUACAUCUCACGAGCGGAGGAACUAAAGACGCUGGUGACAUCCAACAACAAGACCCUCCUGCAGCAAGGCAACCCCGCCAGGGACAUCCUCAAAGAGAUGUCCAGGGACAAGCCCCGCCUGUAUGCUGCGCUGGAGGUGGCAUCUGCAGCCAUCACUAAGGAGGAGGAGGGCAAGGAUGACUCUGACACACUCGAUCUCUACCAGCAGAGUCUGGGGGAGCUGCUGCUUAUGUUAGCUGCAGAGCCUGUGGGCAGGAGACGGGAGCUGCUUCACUCUGAGCAGAUUCAGACUCUGAUGGGCCGGGCUGAGUACCUGAAAGAGCAGAUCAAGAUGAGGGACGCGCAAUCCAUGGGCAAGGAGAUGCUGUCGGAGUCUGUCCGGAGCUCCUGUACUCUGCAGUAACACCCAGGUGAGCAUGGACCCCUGAGGGAUCAGUACAGCACCCAAGGCAACAGAUACUGACAGACCUCCUCAGCACCAGCCUCCUCAUCUGACUUCCCAUCCAGGAAUCAUGUGCAUGCAUGGCGGUUUGCGUACGUGUAUUAACAGACACAUGGAUGGUUUAUAUACAUGCUGUCACGUUAGUUACAGAACACGAGUUUAUCUAGAGGGUUUCACUUAUAUGCACUGUCUGAUGAUUUUACGUAUGUAUAUACACAGUAUAUAUGUACAAAUCAUUGUAAAAAAUGGGUAUGUGCUGUCAUCACAUGUUAAGCAAAGAGAGAAUUAAAAAAGAGCUUUUAGUAUUUAAUGUCAAGGAACAACCCUAGCUCCAUUACUGACCCCUGCCUGGGGAGCUAGGGGAUAAUGGCAAGAUUUAGAGCUUAAAGGGCUGAUCAUACAAACAGGGCAUUUGUAUGUGUUGCGGUAGACUACUGGCCUUUAGGGAUCCGGUGAGGGACAUGAUAACAGAAGGCAGGGGGCUUUAGCGCUACCUUCCUUAAGGAUUCGCUCCCUGCGGCUGCUCCUUCCACACUCACUGCCUCUCCACAAGAGAGUCGUGGAUAGAGGGGCUGGGAAGGGGCUGAGGGGGAUCUGAGAAAAGGGUCUGAGUCCCAUCCCCCUGGCUGCAGGAUGGUAUGAAUGUAUUUCUGCCUAAUCCCCAGUCGCACGCUUCGAUCCCUCCAGUCAGGGGCUCCGUGACUGCGGCAGAUGGCCUAUUCCACCCUCGAAUCUCCUUCACUAUUUAAAAAGUGGGAUAAAUAUUGUUUUCUUAAUUUUAACUCCUGCAGAUUCCUCCCCUGUCCCCCUCUGUAAACUCUUCAUCAUCCCCUGCAGACCAUGUGCUCAUCUUUCCUUUGGGCCAUACAUGUUCCUUUCUCCUUGCAAAUCCUCGUCUAGGACACAUUUUUAAAAAAAAUCCUGUCUCCUGAUUGGCCGGUGAAGUGCAGCCAGCGCUUGGCUCUCUGUCCACAACCUGAGGGAAGAGAAGUGGGGGUGGGGUAUACAAAUAUAGCUCGCCUCCCUGGGGCCCCAAGGAGCUGAGCACCUCUUGUGAGAGUCUUGGUAUCUUUCCUGAAAUCAGCGAGAGCUGAGAACACUCAGCAACUUGCAGGAUCAGGCCCUGGGGAUCUAUGGAAGAAAAACACUUAGAAGGGCCUGAUCCAAAUCAAUGGACCAGGCCCAUAGUCUAAGUAUUAUCUACUAUGCACCUUUAAUCUUGGUAAAAGCCACACCAGAGCAUCUCCCAAUGACUGGGAUCUCUGUGGUUGUGCUUUUACCAAUUCUGUUUUAAUUAUUCAGGGCUCUAUUUUUUUAAUUGGAUCCUAAGCUGACUGUUAAGCAGACACGUCUGUAGUAGCUUGUUUUUAAGACUGACUGGAUUGGAAAUCCAGCCAGUUGCUUAGAAAACGCUCAACGGUGUGGGAAAGCCGAACCACAGCUAAAACUGCAGUCGAGUAGGUGCAAGUUUGCUCCUGAGGGCUGGGGUCAGAUCCAUGAUCUGGAUGCUUUUGUGAGCAAUGGAGCUCUGAGUGGAGGCUGAUGUGCCAUGCCGUACAGAGCACUGACGUGUGCAGCACUCCAGGUCGGGCGUGACUAGAGCUGGGCGAAGAAACUUAUAUUUUUUCCAGUUAAAAAUGCAGUUUCGGCAACGCUGAAUUGUUUCACGAAUUCAUGGUGAUUCUGCUGAAUUGUUUUGGUCUUUUUAAAAAAAUGGGGGGAUGGGUUUGAAACUGCUUUUAGUUCUAAACUGUCUCUUAAUUUUAUUAGAACGUGGUCAAAAUCAAAAUAUAAUGGUUUGAUUUUGUCAAAACAAAAUCUCAUUUGCCCCAAAACAAUUUUUUUGUUGACCUUCCAAACUUGCCAGUGAACCAAAAAAAUCUAUUUGCCCAGCUGUAGUGCUGACUCGAGUACUGUAGAUGUGCCUUCAUCAAUGAAUCAGUCAGCUCCCUGCUCCUACAUCAGAUCUCUCAAUCAGUCCAGUUGCUCCGUUUUGGAACAGAAUUUCACCGUGUGCCCUCUCCAAUCUCUUUCUGUAAUACUGUGUCCCUAACCAGCAUUCUCUCAGGCUGUAGCAACACUGUCCUGAAAUGGCUGGGGAGAGAUUAAGCAAGCUAGGGGACCAGAAGGAUUCAUAUCAACCCUAAGAGCAUUGGUCCUACCUCUGUGCACUUUAUUGUCUGAAGCCAAAUACGCCAGCUUGAAUUUAGCCUGACUAAUUUUCAUGCCCUUUAUUUCUGUCUACUUCUGUAGAUCCUGGACUAUCCCAGACAAGGGGAGCCAUUUGCUAUGGGGCAAAGGGGGCCGUUACCCCUCCCAGACCUUGAUUUGCCUCUCCGUCCCAACUUUUCAUAGGUCUUUCUAUUCCAUUCCCCCCCCCCACCAACUUUGCAGGAUACAAUCUAAUCACAUAUAAUGUUCUAUAUGCUGACAACUUUGCCCCCCUCUUGCACUCCCCUGAAAUGCUGCAGGCCUCUGGGCCAAAUUCAUCCCACUGGAGGUCAUGACAAAAUUCUGAUUGGGAUCAGGCUUUGGCCUUAUUCUUAUGCCCAAAUAACUGGGUGCUGAAUUGCUAACCACCAGUUCCUCUCUAGCACUGGGUUUAUUGGGUCUUUUUGUUUGGAGCUGCUUUGAGCCACAAUCCUGACUGAUCCUUUCCUCCCUGUGACAAUCUUUACUUAUAGACAUCACUUAACCCUGAAACCCCCAACGUUAUUUUGGACUGAACUGACCCUCACCUCAGCUCUUAUUUUUGAUUCUGGUUUUUCUUUCUGUUCUGCUUGUAGACGGCUGGGUCGCUGAGUGAGCUCCUCUGGCUCUGUGCACUGUUUGUUUUAAAUGUAGGGGAGGGAAUGUAAAUUGCAGUAGUUGCUUGGCAGGAGGCAGCGCUGUGUGAAUGGGCCCAGCACUGCUCAGAGCUUUUCUCAAAGUCUGCUGCGUAUAAAGAAAAUGUAAUUUAUUGUUGGCUUUAUUAAAUAACUUUCCAAAUA